This is a messenger RNA of Oreochromis niloticus (Nile tilapia), 1642 nucleotides long. RefSeq names its product butyrophilin-like protein 2. Bases 191 to 1642 code for a protein of 483 amino acids. Gene Ontology annotation, cellular component: external side of plasma membrane. Gene Ontology annotation, biological process: positive regulation of T cell proliferation; negative regulation of T cell proliferation; immune response. The transcript has 7 exons. Lineage: Eukaryota; Metazoa; Chordata; Actinopteri; Cichliformes; Cichlidae. The record is from RefSeq and is a predicted model, not a curated record.
GUAGAUAACAGAAGCAGAGAGGAGGCCAGAGCAGCUGAAGCUUCAUGUUUCUGUGAGCUCCACAAACGUUAACAGCUGACACAGACCAUCAGCAUCACUGAGCGUCUGACUCACACGGACACUAACCUGCUGUCAGAGUCACAGCUGGAGGAGGAGCAGGAGUUUCACGGGACUUUAAAGGAGAGUGAAGAUGCUGCUGCUUCUGCUCCUAAUCAGCGUGUCACGACAAGCUCUCAUCGUGGAGGUGUACGAGGGGGCGGAGUCAGUCCUGCUGCCCUGUCCGUUUAAUGGUACAUCUGAAAACACCACCGUGGUGUGGAGCCGCUACGACCUCAAUCCUCCAACCAUCCACCAGCGUCAGCAGAAAAAGGACAACCUGACAGGUCAAAACCAGUGUUACAGAGACCGAACAUCCAUGAAGACUCUGCAGACUGGAGACUUCAGCCUCACUCUGAGGAAACCCCACACCUUUGACAACGGCAACUACACCUGCACCAUCAGAGUGACGGGAGAAGAACCCAGACUGACAGAUGUUCAGCUGCAGGUCAAAGAGCCGUACACUUUCCCAGCUGGGGCCUGGGUGAUCCCGGCUGUCCUGGCCGUCGCUGCCAUUGUGGGUCUUGGAGUAUGUUCAUGGAAACUUCUCUACAGAGUCCCCCAGGUGGAGGUGGAUUCAGGGGUGGAGUCUGUUCAGCUGGCCUGCAAAACCACACGUCUCCUCCCUGAAGACGCUAAAGUGGAGUGGAUGGACAGUAAUUUUGAAAAGGUCCACGUGUAUAAGAAUGGCUCUUAUCGGCCUGAAGAACAGCACCAGGUUUACAAAGACCGAACAAAGAUGAAUGAAGAUCUGCUGAAAACUGGAGACCUCAGUCUGACCCUGGAGAGACCCACAGAUGGAGAAGCAGGCAAAUACACCUGCACCGUCUACAACAAGGAGAGAAAAAUCCUGCUGAAGAAACAGGUGGAGCUCCAGUUCAGAGUCCCCCAGGUGGAGGUGGAUUCAGAGGUGAAAUCUGUCCAGCUGCCCUGCAAAACUAUAAUUCACCUGCCCAGAGACACGGAGGUGGAGUGGGUCAAAAGCUCCAAGACGGUCCACGUGUAUCAGAACGGCUCAGACUGGUCUGAAGACCAGGACCAGAGUUACAGAGGCCGAACAGAGCUGAGGAGAAACCUGCUGAAAACUGGAGACCUCAGUCUGACCCUGAAAUACCCCACAGACUGGGACACAGACACCUACACCUGCACCGCCUACAACAACAGGAAGAAGAUCCUGAUCAAGAAGGAAGUGGUGCUGAAAGUCAAAGUCCCCCAGGUGGAGGUGGAUUCAGGGGUGGAGUCUGUCCAGCUGCCCUUCAACACCACACUUCACCUGCCUAAAGACGCUACAGUGGAGUGGAUGGAGAACAAAUAUGAUGAUAAGGUCCACGUGUAUGAGAACGGCUCUGACCAGCCUGAAAAACAGGACCGGCAGCUGCUGCUCCUUACUGGCCCACAGUCUCCACUGAUGGAUGUGUCAGCUCACUUGUACUGUAGCCACGGGGAGAGCGAUGGAGAGAUGAAGCUGACAACCAGAGGUGUAGUGCUAUUUGUUGAAGUAGCCCAGCGCACCGUGUGCCAUGUAAGCACAAGUUUCCAGAGAUGA